This is a messenger RNA of Hyla sarda, 1270 nucleotides long. It is a transcript of the gene ANXA2, whose product is annotated as annexin A2. The transcript is spliced from 13 exons. The record is from RefSeq and is a predicted model, not a curated record. Gene Ontology annotation, molecular function: phospholipase inhibitor activity; calcium-dependent phospholipid binding; calcium ion binding. Bases 135 to 1157 code for a protein of 340 amino acids. Gene Ontology annotation, cellular component: cytoplasm. NCBI's taxonomy places the organism in Eukaryota, Metazoa, Chordata, Amphibia, Anura, Hylidae.
GGGGCACACUACAACGUGGCCGCCCGAUAAAUGCCACGCCCGGGUGACACAGAGCGCACUCACUGCUCCUCCAUCCCGGACAGCGGCCGCUUCAUCCUCCUCCUCCUGCUGCAGGCGCCUCAGAGUCCAUAGCGAUGGCUUGUAUCCAUGAAAUUCUGGGCAAGCUGAAAUUGGAAGGAAACCAAUCCAGCUCCUACCAGUCACAAUUGGGUACUGUGAGGCCUUCCACAAACUUUGAUGCAGAUAAAGAUGCUCAAACGCUUGAAACUGCCAUUAAGACAAAAGGUUGCGAUGAACUAACAAUCAUCAACAUUUUAACACGCCGCAGCAAUGAACAGAGGCAGGACAUCGCAUUUGCCUAUCAGAGGAGAACCAAGAAGGAUCUUCCAUCAGCAUUGAAAGGUGUCCUAUCUGGUCAUCUUGAGACUUUAUUACUUGGACUUAUAAAGACACCAUCUCUCUAUGACGCUUCAGAACUGAAAUCCGCAAUGAAGGGCCUUGGUACAGAUGAAGACACUCUUAUUGAAAUUAUUUGCUCUCGAGACAAUGCGGAACUACAUGCAAUCCAAGCAGCAUACAGAGAAUUAUACAAGACAGAAUUAGAAAAAGACAUUGUGUCAGACACUUCAGGAGACUUCAGAAAGUUAAUGGUCGCUCUUGCUAAGGGAAAAAGACAGGAGGAGAGUUCUGUAGUAGACUAUGAAAAGAUUGACCAGGACGCCAGAGAACUGUACGAGGCUGGAGUUAAGAAGAAGGGAACAGAUGUCAGUAAAUGGAUUUCAAUCAUGACUGAAAGAAGCAUUCCACAUCUACAGAAAGUCUUUGAGAGGUACAAGAGCUACAGUCCAUAUGACAUGCAAGAGAGCAUUAAGAAAGAAGUGAAGGGUGACCUGGAGAAUGCUUUCCUCAAUCUGGUUCAAUGUAUUCAGAACAAACCACUCUAUUUUGCUGAAAGAUUGUACGACUCCAUGAAGGGCAAAGGAACAAAGGAUAAAGUGUUGAUCCGGAAUAUGGUUUCUCGAAGUGAAGUGGACAUGCUGAAAAUUAGAGCAGAAUUCAAGAAGAAAUAUGGCAAAUCUCUGUCUUACUUCAUUGGCCAAGACACAAAAGGAGACUAUCAGCGUGCCCUGCUAAACCUAUGUGGUGGUGAUGACUGAGCUCCUAAAAAUCCUCCCAUCUGCCUUACUGCUUGUCCUAAAACAGAAGUCUGCACAGAGCUUCCAAUGGCCUGUAAUCCCCAGUCGCUUUCUGUUCUAUACAGUGUAAUGAC